AUGGAAGGCGGAGACUCGAGUGUCGUGGUGUCGGCGCCGCUUAAAGCGCGACGGGAAGGCUCGAUCUACGAAAAGUACUUGAAUAUUAAGAACAACGUGCUGACGGAUGAGGAGGAUGGAGCGGUAAAGACGUGCACGGAGAUCUCGAACUCAACGGACGAGCAAGAACUGGAAGCUGGAGAAGUGUAUAUAGCGAUGCGCGAUAGUGCAUCGAUUAAAUCGACUGAUGUCGGCUUUCGUAUGACGUCGCCAAGGAAUGGAAGACAUGGAGGAUUUAGGUCGCCACGAAUGGAAGGGUCGUUCGGACGUGUGUCACCGCCGCGAAUGAUGGGGGGACCCGGAGGUCCUCUUGGAAGAGGACGUAGCCGAAGUCGCAGCAGAAGUCGUGGACGGAACGGCAUGGGUGUACCAGGUGACAUAAAUGGAGGAAACCGACCGCGGUCACCACCUCGAGGCCCGCCUGAAAGCGGACGCUUUGAUUGUUGCUCUUCCGGGGGUAGCGGCCAUUUUAACAGACCUCCAGGAGAUACAUUCGGUGGUCGACGAGUUAGUCCUGGCAGAGGUGCUUUCAUUGAAAGAAUCGGUAGCCCACGUCGUGGUGGUUUUGAUGGACGACCUGGCAGCCCCCGUCGCGAUGGUUUGAACGGACGGCCUGUCAGCCCGCCCCGCAGCGGCUUUAACGGACCACCUGGCAGUCCGCCUCGCGGCGGUUUUAACGGACCACCCUGCAGCCCACGUCGUGGUGGUUUUGAUGGACGACCUGGCAGUCCGCCUCGCGGCGGUUUUAACGGACCACUCUGCAGCCCACGUCGUGGUGGUUUUGAUGGACGACCUGGCAGCCCUCGUCGCGAUGGUUUGAACGGACGACCUGGCAGUCCGCCUCGCGGCGGCUUUAACCGACCACCCGGUAGCCCACGUCGUGGUGGUCUUGAUGGACGACCUGGCAGCCCGCCCCGCGCUGGUUUUGGUGGACGACCUGGCAGCUCGCCUUGUGAUGGCUUUGAUGGAAGGCGUGGCAGUCCACGUCGCGGUGAUUUUGAUGGAAGAUCUGGUAGCCCACGUCGUGACGGCUGUUAUGGAAGACCGGUUAGUCCGCCGCGCGGGGGCUUCGGUGGAGCACCAGCCAACGUCCUGCGUAAUGGUUUCGGAGGUGAUCGGUCACCUCCGCGUGGUUUCGAUGGCGGACGUGGUAGCCCCCGAUUCGAUGGAUUCAUCGGUCCUCCAGGCGGCCUCCGCGGACGCUCUCCACCACGUGAUGACUUCAGACGAGGUCCGCCUAUAAGCCCUGGACGCGAUUGCGCACCGCGAGAUAUUAGGGGCGGCGUGAUGGAUGGACAUGGUUCAGGGGGUCCUCGCCGGAGUCGUAGCCGCAGCCAACCUCGUGGGCUCCCACGUAGUCCCCCACGCAGCUACGACUGCGGACCUUUUGACAGCCGACCAGGGCGUCCACAAGGCCCUUUGCGCAACGAUUUCGGCGGCCGUGAUCCUGGUGAUUUACCCCCGUUUGAAGGCAGGGGCCCUUUGCCGAUCAGACGACCUUCGAGCCCUCCACGUGAUGGUAACUUUGGACCACGUUUCGACAACCGAGGGCCACCAAUUGACAGUCGUAGCCCCUCAUCUGGACGAAACGGCCCACCGAACAUGUUUCCUCCUCGAGGUAGAAGUCGUAGUCCAAACGGGCAACCUUUGGGCGAAAUGAUGCGCAAGAGAGACCGAAGCUGGGACCGUGGUGGUCCCCCACGAGAUAUGAUGCAGCGUCCGUUUAACGGUCCCGUGCCAGAUAGCCCGCGUUUGAUGGAGCCUGGGCCAUAUGAUACUCCAAGCGAAUGGAGUUUUGAAUUGAAACGUAGUGGGAAGGUCAAGUGUCGCUGCAGUGCUACGUCACUCUCGGUUGGUGUCAGCCGUCAGUUACCGCCAUAUCUGGAUGUGAUUACGCUGCCACACCUGAGUAGGUCGCCUGAUUUCUUACAGCUCGAGCGCCCGAAUGUCCGGAGGGUCGUGUACGAAUUGAAACCAGAGUCAAUGGCGGAUGCGAGCGGCUACCGUGAAUUCGUGGACUACCUGAUUCUGGGACGCGGUGGUCACGCGCGUGCUGGGGCUGCAACGGAAAUGGAAUCCCAAGGCUUCAAGAUAUUUCUUCUGCCCCCGGGCCAAGCAGCACGGCAGCUAGGCUACAAGGGAGACCACAUGGUUGCUGUUCUGCGUUCUCGCUGA
Peronospora matthiolae is the source of this 2214-nucleotide messenger RNA. The record is from the annotation of a GenBank genome assembly. NCBI's taxonomy places the organism in Eukaryota, Oomycota, Peronosporomycetes, Peronosporales, Peronosporaceae.